GCAAUUUUUGUACUUGUCUAUCUGCACGGCUACCGCCUUCCCUGGUCAGUGCGCCAAGGAGCCACUUCCAGAUUUUGCAACCCACAAAGCAAAAUGAUGCCUUUUCUAUUUCUACUUCUGUUAGCGUCUUCCUUGAUUCAUGGGUAUGCUCAGGAUCGGCCUAACGACCAAUCUUCCAUGUCCUUGGUAGUAACUCAAGGUGGUCUUGAUUUCGUGAAAGAAUUGCUUGUAAAUAAGGCAAUUUCGUCAAUGAUCCCACUUCGAUUGCCCAAUAUUGAAAAGACUGUGAAAAUUCCAGUUGUGGGUGAUGUUUUCAUGGUGCUUUCGAACAUCACUAUAUAUCAAAUUGACGUUCCUUCGUCGAAUAUCAAGCCCGGGGAAGAUGGGAUUUCCAUUAUAGCUUCGGACACGAGUUGUAUUUUAAGAAUGAAUUGGUAUUACUCUUACAGUACGUGGCUUAUGCCCGUCGAAAUUAGUGACAAAGGUAGCGCUUCAGUUCAGGUUGAAGACAUGGAAGUUGGACUUACAUUGGGCAUGGAGAAUCAGGAAGGAUCACUGAAGCUGGUCCUGAAGGACACUGGGUGUGACAUCAAAGACAUCUCUAUUAAAUUGGAUGGAGGAGCAUCUUGGCUUUAUCAAGGGAUGGUUAAUGCUUUUGAAGGGCAAAUUGGGUCAAGAGUAGAUGAUGCUAUCACCAAGAAACUGAAAGAUGGAAUUUCAAGACUUGAUUCAUUUUUUCAAAAGCUUCCAAAGGAUAUUUCAGUAAAUAACAAUGCUUCAUUGAAUGUAACUCUUGUUGGUGAUCCUUUAUUUAGUGAUUCAUCAAUUGGAUUUCAAGUAAAUGGGUUAUUUAUAGAAAGAAAUGUUGAGGCUCCUAAAUACUGGCUCAAGAAUCCCAAAAUUUCUUUAUUCUGCACUAAUUCAUCAAAAAUGCUUGGAAUUGCUCUGGAUGAGGCUGUCUUCAACUCUGCAUCAUCCUUGUUUUAUAAUGCAAAAUUUAUGCACUGGGUUGUGGACAAAGUACCAGAUCAAUCUAUAUUGAACACCGCAGGGUGGAGAUUUAUUGUUCCCCAACUGUAUAGGAAGUACCCAAAUCAUGACAUGAACUUGAAUAUAUCUUUAUCUAGUCCUCCUGUUGUUGAGUUCUCAAAUCAUAAAGCCAAGGCCAACAUAUUUGCGGACUUAACAAUUGAUGUGAUGGAAGGAGAAGAAGUAAUACCAGUGGCUUGCAUCUCAUUGGUGAUUCAAGGUUCAGGUUCAGUCAAAAUCAAUGGAAACAAUCUUGCAGGCACCAUUGGUUUGGACGAUUUUGCAAUGUCAUUGAAAUGGAGCAAUAUUGGUAAUCUGCGGAUGUACCUGAUUCAGCCAGUUGUGUGGACACUGAUUCAAACUGUGGCCUUGCCAUAUGCUAAUUCUCAUCUCAGUAAAGGGUUCCCUUUGCCUAUUAUCCAUGGCUUCACCUUGCAAAAUGCGGAGAUAAUCUUGUCAAAUUCAAGGGUCACAGUUUGCAGUGACGUCGUAUUUGCAGAACCAAACAAGCUUAUAUUGAAGUCUUUGACCUAUUUCGCGUAGAUAGGCUUUUGUGUUUGUUUUUUUUGGUUUUUUUUUUUUUGCCCUUUUCAUUGAGAGCUUGUAAAUAUUCAGAACAGAGAACCCUGUUAUAUUUGUCUACUUGUGCAAUUUUUCGUUUUUGGUGAGUUUGAAGGGUGGUGAUACAACCUUCAUACCAAGAUGUACAAAGUACAGACUGAAGAACAAUGCUGCUUGUGUAUAACCUGCAAAUUUUAAUUCAGAUUUUUUAUUUUUUUCCAUGAAAA
This is a messenger RNA of Neltuma alba, 1817 nucleotides long. RefSeq names its product putative BPI/LBP family protein At1g04970. The coding region runs from base 94 to 1572 and encodes 492 amino acids. Lineage: Eukaryota; Viridiplantae; Streptophyta; Magnoliopsida; Fabales; Fabaceae. Gene Ontology annotation, molecular function: lipid binding. The transcript has 6 exons. The record is from RefSeq and is a predicted model, not a curated record.